AUGGGUAAUCUAAGCCAACUUGCAGAGUUGUCCCUGGGCGAUAACCAAUUAACAGGUUCCAUUCCUGCAGCAUUGUUUAAUAUCUCGUCGCUUCUUGUUGCAUCUCUGGUAUUCAAUAGCCUUUCUGGUCCUCUCUUUCUUGAUGAAGGAAAUAUUAUGUCAAAUUUAGAGUUAUUAAGUAUAUCUAAGAACCAAAUAAAUAUUGUGUCAAAUCUAGAGAUAUUAAGUAUAUCUAAGAACCAAAUUUCUGGUGGCAUUCCUUCCCACAUUUGCCAACUCACAGAGCUCAAAAUUUUGUCCAUAUCUUUCAACAACAUAACUGGAGAAAUACCAAGAGAUAUAGGUUGUUUAGCCAAGCUCAAGGUGUUCUAUAUUGCAGAAAAUUUCAUAAGUGGGACCAUUCCUGCCUCGUUGGGCAAUAUUUCCACUCUGCAAUACCUUGAUUGUCCAUACAAUUGCAUAGCCGGGCAAGUUCCUCCAGAAUUAGGGAAGCUAUCAAAUUUGAGGCAAUUAAGUUUUGAACAGAAUUAUAAUCUUAUUGGUCAAAUUCCGAAGUCUAUUUUUAACAUAUCUUCUUUGGAAAUCAUUGAUUUCGCUUUCAACAACCUCUCAGGUAGAAUUCCAGCCACUACAGGUCUUCAUCUUCCGAACCUUAGAGAAGUUUUAUUGGGAGAAAAUCAGAUCAAAGGAGAAAUUCCAUUGUUCAUAACAAAUGCUUCCAAGCUUGAGACACUGUCGCUAGAAAAUAACUUUCUCACAGGAACUAUUCCUACUAAUCUGGGAAAUCUUCGAGAUGCACACAUCAGUGGCUUCAUUCCCACUAGUACAGGCAACAUGAGCGGUCUUACCAGACUAGUCUUUCAACAUAACAACUUGAUGGGAAAUAUUCCUCCUGAGAUUGGUAAGCUUAAACAACUCCAAGGGCUAUAUCUAAGAAACAAUAAAUUACAGGGGCAUAUUCCAGAGGAAGUAUGCCAUUUAUCUAAUUUGGUUGCAUUAACUUUGGAUCGUAAUAAGGUCUCUGGAUUAAUUCCAGAAUGCUUUGGAAAUCUUAGCAUGGUACAACAACUUUAUUUGGGUUCUAAUAAAUUUUCAUCAAAAUUUCCCAUGAGCCUUUGGAAAAUGAGAGGUCUUCUCUAUCUAAACGUGUCACGAAAUUCCAUUGAGGGAGAAGUUCCAUCAGAUAUUGGAGAACUGAAAGCCAUUGUAUACCUAGAUCUUUCUGGUAACCACUUUUCGGGGAUGAUACCAAGCAAAUGUGGGGGCCUCCAAAACUUGGAGUCUCUUGACCUAUCGAACAAUUCAUUUUCGGGCUCAAUUCCAUUCUCCUUUGUCAACUUGUUAAGCUUGGAAAUCUUGGAUUUGUCUUCAAAUUUCUUGUCAGGUACCAUUCCUAGGUCAUUGGAAAAACUCUUGUACCUUAAAGCCAUCAAUGUUUCAUUUAAUGAUCUCGAAGGUAUAAUACCUAGUGGUGGUGUGUUUGCAAAUUCCACUCUGCAAUCAUUUCUUGGGAACAAAGGUCUAUGUGGAAUGCACAUAUUGAAAGUUCCUUCUUGUGCUAUCACUAAUCCUGUACAACAAUCAAAGUCUAAGGUGCUUGUGCUAAAAAUUGUUACUCCAAAGGGCUAUUUCAUUCUUUCUGAUAUUCUUGUUGGUCUCAAUUUGGAUAAUGAAACGAAAGAAGAAAGGAAAGUCCAAAGAUGUUGA
Lycium ferocissimum is the source of this 1707-nucleotide messenger RNA. Its product is annotated as probable leucine-rich repeat receptor-like protein kinase At2g33170. Gene Ontology annotation, molecular function: protein binding. The coding region runs from base 1 to 1707 and encodes 568 amino acids. The record is from RefSeq and is a predicted model, not a curated record. The transcript is spliced from 2 exons. Lineage: Eukaryota; Viridiplantae; Streptophyta; Magnoliopsida; Solanales; Solanaceae.